This is a messenger RNA of Panthera uncia (snow leopard), 689 nucleotides long. RefSeq names its product 60S ribosomal protein L23a-like. The transcript has a single exon. Bases 162 to 689 code for a protein of 175 amino acids. The record is from RefSeq and is a predicted model, not a curated record. Gene Ontology annotation, biological process: ribosomal large subunit assembly; translation. Gene Ontology annotation, cellular component: cytosolic large ribosomal subunit; ribosome. Lineage: Eukaryota; Metazoa; Chordata; Mammalia; Carnivora; Felidae. Gene Ontology annotation, molecular function: structural constituent of ribosome.
CUUCAGGAUACCUUUCACAAAGAUGACGCCGAAGGCAAAGAAGGAAGCCCCUACCCCUCCCAAAGCCGAAGCCAAAGCAAAGGCUUUGAAGGCCAAGAAAGUGGUGCUGAAAGGCAUCCACAGUCACAAAAAAGGAAGAGCAGCCUAUCACCUACAUUCUGAUGGCCAUUCUGAUGGCCAUUCUGAUGGCGUCUCCAAAGGCAGCCCAAAUAUCCUUAAAAGAGCGCCUCCAGAGAAACAAGUUGCCCUGUGCCAUCGUCGAGUUCUCUGUGACCACCGAGUCAGCCCUGAAGAAAAUAGAAGACAACAACACACUUGUAUCCAUUGCCAAUGCCAAGGCCAGCAAACACCUGAUCAGACAGGCUGUGCAGAAGCUCUAUGACAUUGACGUGGCCAAGGUCAACACCCGGGUUGGGCCCAACGGAGAGAAGAAGGCAUACGUUCUGCUGAGUCCCGACUAUGACACUUUGGAUUCCGCCAACAAAAUUGGCUUCAUUGAGAUGGAGUCCAGCUGGCUAAAUCUAAAUAUACAUUUUUUUUCCACCAUAAAAAAAAAAAUCAACUUCAGGAUAGAGCCUAAACUCCAAAUACUCAUUAAAUGUUUAUUGGUCCUUCAUGUAUCCGUGAGGCAAGAGGUCCCCAGAUGGUUCCACAGCUCAGGAAUGAGCAAGUUUGCUAAGCUCAGGUGA